Colletotrichum truncatum is the source of this 1281-nucleotide messenger RNA. RefSeq names its product RNA 3 -terminal phosphate cyclase. Gene Ontology annotation, cellular component: nucleus. Gene Ontology annotation, molecular function: RNA-3'-phosphate cyclase activity. Gene Ontology annotation, biological process: RNA processing. The record is from RefSeq and is a predicted model, not a curated record. Lineage: Eukaryota; Fungi; Ascomycota; Sordariomycetes; Glomerellales; Glomerellaceae.
AUGGCUUCGCGCAAAAUCAUCGAAUUAGACGGCCGCACAGGAGAAGGAGGCGGUCAGCUGGUUCGCGUGGCCACAGCCCUGGCGGCCGUAACCACGCAACCAGUCCGCAUCACCAACGUGCGUGGGAACCGACCUUCACGCAGUGGAGGCAACGGGGGAGGUAUACGCAUGCCACCAGGUCUCAAAGCUCAGCACGUCACCGCAAUCAGGUGGCUCGCCGAGGCAACAGAAGCAGACGUUAAGGGUCUGGAGGUGGGCAGCAGCACUCUCACCUUCGAGCCGCGAAUCCCGCCGUCCACUGCUUUAGAGGGCAGGAGUAGAUGGAUCAAGAUCGUCGCGGACACCGGGGCUGCAAGCACGCUGCUCAUUCUUCAGGCCAUACUGCCUUUCCUCCUCUAUACGGCUGACGGUGAGGAAGAGCCUACGCCUGUGGAGCUUGAGAUAACUGGGGGGACCAAUGUCGGAAUGUCUCUGAGCUAUGAGUACCUUGACCAGGUCCUUUUGCCUAGACUAGAGGACGUCUUCGGUGUGAAUGUAGGCAGGCGUUUGAAACAGCGGGGGUGGAGUUUGGGACCGCAGAGUAGAGGAUCGAUUUGUCUGACUGUUCACCCUUUGAAACGAGGCCAAGCUCUACGGUCUCUCAAAUCAUCACCUGGCCAAGACUCCGUUGGGGCGGAGGUAAGGUAUGUAGACGUCUCGAUGGUUGUACCGUCGCACAUGCAUUCGGAACUACAGAAUACUCUGGUGCGAGACAUCUCCAACGCGUUCCCUGAAGCGGAGGUGGACUUCAAACUCAUUGAAGAUUCGGGCCACGACGCGCGGAUUUACACGUUACUAGUAGCCCGCUCCGCCAGCGGUUCUCUGCGCUGGGGCAGUGACAUCCUCAUGUCCACACCUAAAAAGGGGAAACAGAAGGACAGCGUCGCCUCGCUCGUCUCACGAAAAGUCGUCAGCAACCUAGCCAAGGAGCUCGCCGUCAAGACCUCGUCCUGCGACGAGUUCCUCCAAGACCAGCUCGUCAUAUUCCAAGCCCUCGCCUCAGGACGGACGUCGUUCCCCAGAGGCAUCGUGGCGGAGGGUGCUGACGUGGGUGUCUUGGAGCAAAACGUGGCGCAGCUGGAUCUUGGGGAGAGAAUGAGAAGAGACAAGACAGAUAAGCCAUUCGGCCAAGGCAGCAUGCAUUCGCAAACCGCGAGAUGGGUGGCUUCCGAGAUCAUGCCGACAGUGGAGUGGUACAACAAGGGUGCAAUAUGCAAGGGAGCUGGGACAAGCUUCAGUUAG